UCCUUGCUUUUUUGAAAGUUGACAUUUUUAAUUUUUUUUUAUUUUGGUUUUUGUUUACACCUCUGAUUCUGACUCUGCUUGAGAGCCACUUGGUCGCCGCUCUAACGCCGAUUCUUUCUCUCUACGGCCACGACUGUAUAUCACAAGCUUUCAAGAGAUGUCAUUGCACUGAUUGGUAUAUUGUAGAUGAUGAUGAUGUUAUAAUGAAAAUGGAAACAGACAAUGAAAGAGAAAAAUUUAGUAAAGUAGAGCCUUCUGUCCUACAAUGGAGCCAAUGGCAGUUGCUAGAUUCAAUUCUCCCAACUGGUGGAUUCGCCCAUUCACUCGGUCUAGAGUCAUCAAUCCAAUCUCACCUAAUCUCAUCCCAUGAAGACCUCCAAACAUUCACAAUCCACCUCCUCCACAACACCGGAAGCCUUCUCCUUCCCUACGUCUACGCCGCAGCCACAUCGCCCGACACCGCGACGUGGCGCAGGCUAGACAAGGCGCUGGACGCCACACUGACGAAUGAGGUGGCCCGCAAGGCCUCAAUCGCGCAAGGCUCAGCCCUCAUGAGGGUGGCGGCCGCCGUGUUCGCAGACACCGAGCCUUGCAUAAAGGCCAUGAGGGAUUCAUGCUUGGGGGGGUCACGUAUGAAUUUUCACCAUGCUCCUGUGUUUGGGUUGGUUUGUGGGCUGCUUGGGAUGGAUAGUGCAACUGCUCAGAGGGGUUACAUGUUUAUCACAAUGAGAGAUGUGAUUUCUGCUGCAACUAGGCUUAACUUGGUGGGGCCCUUGGGUGCUGCUGUGAUGCAGCAUAGGAUUGCACUACUUGCUGAGGAAAUUGUGAUCAAAUGGAUGGAUCGUUCGGUUGAAGAUGCUUGCCAGGUUGCUCCUCUGCUUGAUACCGUCCAGGGUUGCCAUGCCUAUUUGUUUUCUAGGCUUUUUUGUUCUUGAGAAAUAUUAUUCUAGAUAAAUCAUAUUUAUCCGUUGGUGUAUCUGAUUUUUUUUUUUUUUUAGUUUAUUGUCAAGUUAUAGUUUAAUUUUACCGACACGUGUGACAAUGCAUUACCAGACAGCGGGGCUUAGUAUUCUAAGGCGUUUUUUUUUUUUUUUUUUUUUUUUUUUUUUUUUUUUUUUUUUUGGUGAAUGGAACUAGCUUCCAACUUAUUCUAAUUUGUGGAAGAAAUAAUGGAACUUGACUUGUUUCAUUUGUUGUUGGCGAGAGAGAGGCCACUUAUAUAAUGAGGUGAUGAUGCCAGUUCAGAAUUCAGAUAGAAGAUUUAUGAUUCCAACUUUCUGUGUAGUACAACUCUGUUGAAUGGUUUUCCGUCCUCUGGUAUCAAUUAUGAUUUGGAUGUGUGAAUUUAGAUUGGUAUUUGAGAACUUAUUAUUCUAGAGAUUUUAAUGGUAUUGGUGAUAAUUACUGGAUGCCGAGACUGUAAGGAUUUGGGUUUGGUGAUGAUUACUAGAUGUUGAGACUCUGCAAGGA
Molecule: messenger RNA, 1470 nt
Organism: Morus notabilis
Lineage: Eukaryota; Viridiplantae; Streptophyta; Magnoliopsida; Rosales; Moraceae
Product: urease accessory protein F
Exons: 2
Coding region: 204-935 (243 amino acids)
Molecular function (GO): nickel cation binding
Source: RefSeq, a predicted model, not a curated record